Plenodomus lingam JN3 is the source of this 363-nucleotide messenger RNA. The record is from RefSeq and is a predicted model, not a curated record. Lineage: Eukaryota; Fungi; Ascomycota; Dothideomycetes; Pleosporales; Leptosphaeriaceae.
AUGACGUUGCGAUUUGCCAUCAGCCGCGUAUCUGAUCGGAGAGUCGGCUGCGAAGAAUCUCCGACUUUGACGCUACGGGCCUCGAGUCUCAUACUGUACUGUCAUCGGCCAUGUAUACCGACAGAGGACAGUUAUAUACGAGGAUAUCUGCUUUGCCCUUCAUCUUCCAGACAACGUCCCGACAGACAACGUGCCGCGCUCAUGCAAGGUCCGAAACUUUGUCAGCACACGGACUCUCGGCCAGAGCCGGGCCCUGUCGAUCACGGCAGCGGUCGGUCAAACGGGCUGCGGGGAUUUAACUGUCGGCUCCACUUCAAUGCCAUCUUCAAGAUGCGAUGCGAGAUCGAAGUUGGAAUCGGAUAA